Eruca vesicaria subsp. sativa (arugula) is the source of this 930-nucleotide messenger RNA. NCBI's taxonomy places the organism in Eukaryota, Viridiplantae, Streptophyta, Magnoliopsida, Brassicales, Brassicaceae. The record is from the annotation of a GenBank genome assembly.
AUGAGAAGACGGGUCUCAACACUCUCAAGAGUAGCCUUCCUCGAGCUUACCAAAAGAAGAAUGUCUGCAACACCCAUGGCCGAUUUCCUCACCAAAAGCCCUUACUCUCCUCCUUCCUGGGCUUCUCAUCUUCGUCCUCUUCCUUCUCACACCUUCUCCCUCGCUCACCGUCCUACUCCGAUCCAUCGAUGGAACCUUCCCGGUCUCCCCGACGGCACCGAACUCUGGAUCAAGCGAGAUGACUUCACGGGAAUGGAAUUGAGCGGAAACAAAGUCAGGAAACUCGAGUUCCUGAUGGCCGACGCCGUGGAGCAAGAAGCCGACACCGUCAUCACCAUCGGCGGUAUCCAGAGCAAUCACUGCCGCGCUACAACCGUCGCCUCUAACUACCUCAAUCUCAACACUCAUCUUAUCCUCCGCACUUCAAAGCUUCUUGCUGAUGGAGAUCCUGGGUUGGUUGGGAAUCUGCUUGUUGAGCGUCUUGUUGGAGCUAAUGUUCAUCUCAUCUCUAAGGAAGAGUAUUCUUCCAUUGGGAGUGAGGCUCUUACUAGUGCCUUGAAAGAGAAGCUGGAACAAGAAGGGAAGAAGCCUUAUGUUAUUCCUGUUGGUGGAUCCAACUCUUUGGGAACUUGGGGUUAUAUCGAGGCAGCAAGGGAAAUUGAGGAGCAGCUUAAAUGUAGAACCGAUGGCCUGAAGUUUGAUGAUAUCGUGGUAGCAUGUGGAAGUGGGAAAGCUGCGUACGGUUUGAUAAAUGCGAUGACCAAGGAUCCCAAAAAUUGGGAGGGAAAGAAGAUAUUGUUCAUACACACUGGUGGGCUUCUUGGGUUGUAUGAUAAAGUUGAUCAAAUGGCUUCUCUGAUUGGAAACUGGAGCCGUAUGGAUGUUCAUGAAUCCGUCCCAAGAAAAGAUGGUGUUGGGAAAAUGUUCUAG